This is a messenger RNA of Strongylocentrotus purpuratus (purple sea urchin), 5346 nucleotides long. RefSeq names its product neuron navigator 2. The record is from RefSeq and is a predicted model, not a curated record. Gene Ontology annotation, biological process: neurogenesis; nervous system development. Bases 844 to 3477 code for a protein of 877 amino acids. Lineage: Eukaryota; Metazoa; Echinodermata; Echinoidea; Camarodonta; Strongylocentrotidae. Gene Ontology annotation, molecular function: ATP binding; ATP hydrolysis activity. The transcript is spliced from 17 exons.
UGUUAGACUUCAGUAGGCAGUAACAAAAGUUAAGCUUGUUUACAACUCUGGGUAUUAUGACAUAGUAAAGAAAGGUGAGUUGAUCGACAGUGACUUUUUUGUGCAAAUGCUUUUGAUUAUUCUGACUUGCUGAAGUGCUACUGGAAGUAACGAACAAAGUGUUUUCUUCCACGUUGUGACUUUUCCACCAUUACUUAUUUGGACAGAGCAUGAGCGUUACAUGUUUUGCCACUGCGAUUAAAGGGAUAACAUUUGGAGGUUCAUCAUUUGAGUAGGAUGCCAAUGUUUUGGAUUGUUCUGUCUUUCCUGGAAUACCUUUGUGGAAUUUAGUGAAACCUAUAAUUCUCUUCUACAGUGAAAGUUUUACAGGAAAGUUUUACUGGACAUUUGAAAAGUGAACUGAAAUUUAUGACAAAAAAGAAAAAUAGCUGAUCAUAAAUAUAAGUGAUUGUGGAUUGAAUUUUGAGUUGUUUGUACUUAUGGAGUACUUGUUCAACUUUAAAGGAAGUUACCCAUGUCAAUAAAUUUGUAGCAAAAAUCAUGAAAGAGUUACCAUCAGCUGAACAGAUAUCAUCUGCAUUUGGUUUGGCGGUGAUUAGACGCUGAUUCUCAAGAAACAGGAAUAUCAUGCAGCUUUGGAGAUCAUAAUGUUGGACCAACAAUAACACUUUUAACAAUUGCAGUUGGAGAAGAAAUGGUUUUCGGUUUAAAUUUCAAAUAUUGAUGAAUAAAAAAAGAUCUGGAAUAUCAUCUAUGUUGUGUCCAAGGAAAGGAAAACGAAUCGGUUAAUCUUGAAGACACCAUACCUUCGCUUGAGUGAAGGAUCACCAAGAGGGUCCAAGAAUGGCCCCUAUGGGUUCAUCAGAGACACCCUCUAAGGUAACUCUUAAUAACAUGGUGUCAUCACCUGGGCCUCAGCCCAUCAGCAUGGGCUCAUCACAGAUACCCACUAUAACAGUAACCCUUGAUGACAUGGAGGUGUCGCCUCGCCCACGUCCCGUCAGCAUGAUGGACACCAGGCCCAUCCCCCAGCUCAAUCUGGUUGGGUGUCGCUACGAACCCUAUGUCCCACCAGCUGGGGUCAGAGGGGGGCAGCACAUACGAGAGCGGACUUGGUCUACCUGGUCCAGGCAUAGUGUUCACUCUACCACUGGCCGUGUAGGGAGUCUGGGUGGAAGGGCCCAUGUGGUGGCAGCCUUUGAGCAGAGUCUGUCCAACAUGACCAACCGGUUACAGCGCUUGACCUCUACAGCUGACCAGAAGGACGGUGAGCUCCAGGACUUACGAGAGAAGAUAGAACAGCUCAAGGUUGCUCACAUCACCAACACUCAGGGACUACUCUCCAAUGGCUUGUCCAAUGGAGCACUAAACGGUCAGAAGAAAUCCAGUGGCAACCUAACAAGGGAAAAUACAGGUUCUGAACGUCGUAUGACCCGGCAGAUGUCAACUGAUUCUAUGUCCUCAUUGGCCAGUAUGACAAGCAUGUCUAGCGUAGGCUCAGCCGUUACUGACACAGAGAUGCUAGAAUCAAAGAAAAAAAAGAAGAAAAACUGGACGUCCUCAUCAGGUGAUAAGAUCCGAAGCUCAUUCCGUGCUGCAUUCACACGUAAGAAGAAGAUGAGUGGAACGACAACAGACACAGAAGAUUGUGAGAGUAACAUCUCAUUAUCUAACGGCAGUAUCCCUGGCAACGGCCAACUCAAAACAUCCGCUUCCACGUCCGCGAUAUAUGACUCUCCCGAGAGUAAGGAAAUGAUCACCGAUCUAAAGAAGCAGCUCAGAGACAAGGAGAGUAAAUUAACUGAUGUCAAAUUAGAGGCCUUGAGUUCACAACACCAGUUAGACCAGCUUAAAGAAGCUAUGAAUAAAAUGAAGAAUGAGAUGAGUGUAUUAAAGCAAGAGAACGAGAGGUUGCAGAGACAGGUGACAUCAAGAAGAUCAUUGGAAGCCAGCUCUUCUCAGGCUUCUCUAAACUCUCUUGGCUCCUCAAAGAGACUCAGUAGAGAUUCACUUGAUCGACACAGAUUAAGUACCCAUUCAGACCAUGGUAGUUUGGAUAUCUUACUAGACGAUAACUCUGGUAUGACCAGUAAUAGUAAGAGGAUAGUCGUCACAGUAGCGCUGGGUGGCCUUCAGGACCCCUUGACUCAACCUACAACGGUGUCAAUGCCUGUUCAUGAGGUUCUGAUUGGUACUAUAGGAAUCAGCAGCAAGACAAACUGGGAUACGUUAGACAGUGUGGUGAGGAGAAUAUUCAAGGAAUAUGUGCUAAGGAUCGACCCCGUGACAAACCUUGGUCUAAGUUCAGAGAGCAUCAUGUGCUAUGUAGUAGGUGAGAUCAUGAGGACCAAGGAAUCAGAAUCACCAGAGCUUCUACCCUGUGGAUAUCUUGUCGGAGAAAACAUUUCCAUCAGGAUAUUUGUCAAAGAUCAUCUGCAGAACAGCUGUGACUCCCUGGUAUUCGAGACUCUCAUCCCGAAGCCCAUCAUGCAACGCUACGUUUCUCUCCUCAUGGAACAUAGACGCAUCAUCAUGUGUGGCCCCAGCGGGACAGGCAAGACGUACCUAGCACAGAAACUAGCAGAGUACAUCGUCCACAGGUUAGGGAAGGAUGUGACAUCAGAGUCUAUUAAUACAUAUAACGUUGAUCAUAAAUCUGGAAAGGAACUCAAGCAAUAUUUAUCAUCGAUAGCAGAACAGUGUGAAGCAGGUGGCAGUGAGAUGCCUCAGGUGGUGAUCCUGGACAACCUUCAUCAUGCUGGUGCCCUGGGGGAUAUCUUCAAUGGCUUCAUCAAGUACCAGAAGUGCCCCUACAUCAUCGGCACCAUGAACCAAGCAACAUGUUCAUCAACAAACCUACAACUCCAUCACAACUUCAGAUGGGUGCUAUGUGCAAACCAUAUGGAGCCUGUCAAGGGCUUCUUGGGACGCUACCUCCGCAGGAAGCUGGUGGAGUACGAGAUCAGCCACAACGCUCGCAACAAUGACCUGAUCAAGAUGGUUGACUGGAUGCCCAAGGUCUGGCUCCAUCUCAACAAGUUCCUAGAGACCCACAGUUCUUCGGAUGUGACCAUUGGACCCAGGUUGUUCUUGUCCUGUCCCAUCGAUCUGGCUGGUUCUCAGGUCUGGUUCACAGACUUGUGGAACUACUCCAUCGUGCCCUACCUUCUAGAGGCUGUCAGGGAAGGCCUACAGCUGUAUGGCCGCAAAGCAUCAUGGGAAGACCCGGCUGAGUGGGUGAUUGACAGCUAUCCUUGGAUGGCAAGCUCCUCCCAGGAUUGGCCAUCCCUUCUCAGGUUACGACCAGAGGAUGUGGGCUUUGAUGGCUACAGCAUGCACUCUGGGAUCAAGGGGUCAACGCAAGGUCAGCAAGGUCAAGGAGAGGUCGAAGGUGACCCAUUGUUAAGCAUGCUCAUGCAUCUACAGGAGGCAUCAGGCUAUUCAAGCCCACGUAGUUGUGAGAGCCCUACCAUUUAGCACACAGGUUCAACAUGUUAAUGAGACUCCAAGAGGCGGCCAACUGUUCCAACUCGCAUUCUUGUGACAGUGAUAGUGUGGACUCUAUGGGUAUGAGUAGCGAGGACAUCUCAGUGGAAAUCACAGUUUAAAGUACACUGCUCCAAACCUUAACAAGUCCCUUGGAUAGGAUGUAACGCAUUAGGUCUACAUGGGUGCUUACCUUUUAUCAUAUAAAGUAGAUAUCAAAUAACCAAAGAAAAGAGGUUGAGUGAAGUGAUAACUUAUCAUCGUCCAAGUGUUCUCCAUGAAAUGAACUGAUUUGUGGUUGAACUUGAGCCAUUUGGAGAAUGAAUUGACCAUGCCUCAUUUAGACAUGCAAUCCACUUGGUCUUGACCGAGAGAUGGGUUUGUGUCUUGACCAAGAGAUGUGCUUGUGUCUUGAACAAGAGAUGGGCUUGUGUCUUGACCAAGAGAUGGGCUUGUGUCUUGACCAAGAGAUGUGCUUGUGUCUUGAACAAGAGAUGGGCUUGUGUCUUGACCAAGAGAUGGGUUUGUGUCUUGACCAAGAGAUGGGUUUGUGUCUUGACCAAGAGAUGGGUUUGUGUCUUGACCAAGAGAUGGGCUUGUGUCUUGACCAAUAGACGUGUUUGUGUCUUGACCAAGAGAUGGGUUUGUGUCUUGACCAAGAGACGGGCUUGUGUCUUGGCUUCUAGAGCAGCUAAUCUAACCACGCAUUGACGGGGUUAUAGCUAGAGUACUGGAUGCAUUGUGGGAUACAAACCUGGAAUGAGCUUGCCAUCUCUGCAGAUCUACAAUGUGAUCACUAGUAACUAGUCAUACUCUGUAUGCUACAAAGUUGGAAAGCUACAAUGAGAUAGAAACAUUUACUCAUGUUAUGUCACAUGAUGCAGCAAGAAGCACUGUGAGAUAUGAAAUUGUGGUGAUGACAGUCGUUCAAGAUUUUAAAGGAUUCUUUUCAUUUCAAUAUUGUACGUCGGAUAGUGUCGUUUUUUGAUGAAGUGCUUUACUACCGAAAUCAGCAAUACUUACGGAGCAGGGUCUCCGCCCACUGACCGACUGAUUGCAGGAGGUGAUUUUUUAAUGGACCAAUCAGGUCUGCCGGAUGGAUCUGUCGACCAAUCAGAUUGCUUAAAAUGUUCAGUGCUUCAAGGAUUGUUCCUUCGUAUGCGUUUGAUAUAUCACAAGAAUAAGUGCAAGACGUUAUCAUCAUUAAACUCUAAAAGACAAAAAGAUAAUUGAUUGUGUAAGAAGGAAAUUUGCUCGGCACUGUUAAUUAGCAAGCAUUACGAAGUAUAACUUAACAAAGCAUUGCCUGUCAUAACAGUUGAUACAUGGACCGGUGUCACGUCGGUCUGCAAUAUAUACACAGUGUUUACAAAAAUGAGAUUAUUCAAAAGUGCAUUACAAAGGCAUCAUUUACUUUGUGCAUGCUUUUAAUUUAUCAUCAUGCAUUGAGGAUGUACACAAAAAUAUUUGUGUAUAAUUUUGUAUCAUAUGAUUUCUGAUUUGUGCAAAGUAGCAAAGCUAAGCUGAUGCCAUGUAGUCCUUGUAUAGAUAUUUUAUCAUACACUUUAAUGUGGAAGAAAAUGUUCUGAAAUGUACUAUCUAUUUAUAUGCAUGCUUGUAAUUGUAUAUAUAAUGUUUUGCAAACACACUUUAAAAUGUUAAUUUAUUGUAGAUGAGCUUCUGUAUGUAAGGAUGCAACGUAUCUCACAAAGUACGUUCUGUGCAAAUAUAAUUUCACAUGUUCUCAAGCUUGCAUUGUCUUUGAGAUGUACUCAGCUGAAAGAAGCUGUCUUUUUGUUAAUAUACAACAUUCUCGGUCUUUAUUUUCAUGAAAAUUGUCAUUCUAUGUUGUUAUUUUGA